CAUCCCUUGAAAGCCACGGUCCAGGAACCAGCAGCUCCUAAGGACCCCCCCCUUCUCCAGAUGUUGGCUCCAGAGCAGAUCCUCUUGGGGUUCCCUCCCCUAUAAAUAAGGCCUGUGUCAUUCCCCCCAUCUUUUUUUUCUUUUAAAGCUUUGCUCUCCCCCCUCUCUCUCUCUGCCCACUUCGCAGGAGACAAGGAGUUAAAAAAGAGCCUCAGCCACGGUUCUCCUUCUGAUGAAUAUUUAACAGCCGCCAGGCUGAAUCUCCAGAUUUCUCCUCCGUGCGUUUUUGACAGCGUCGGAGGCCGAGGGAACCACCUCCAUCCCUGUCGGGGUGAAGCAAAGCCCUCCACGGUGUUCCUUGGGGUUUUCCGAGGUGGCAGCCAAGAACCAAGGACACACGCCUGCCUGCCUGCCUCUUUGCUGGAGUCUCCCCAUCUGGAAUUCCCAGCAGAGUUUCCCCCCCCCCCCAGGUCUCUCAGGCUGGGAGAGAAAAAUGUCAGAGCUUCUGGGAAUAACUUUCCUGGCUCUUUCUUGGAUGGCUCAUGCGGAGGCAACAGGUCUUUGGUGCUAUGAUUCCCUGGAUCCUAAAUGUGGCCCUUCCCACUGGAAGGAGAUCACAUCAGGAUGCGGGGGACAGAACCAGUCUCCCAUUAACAUCGAUCGAAGAAAAGUGCGACAGGACCGGAGCCUGGAUGAAAUUCUGUUUGAAGGCUACGACCAGGCGCCCCCGGGCAGAUGGAGACUCUUGAACAAUGGCGACGAAGUCAAAAUGACCUUGGAUGGAGCCUCUGCUGCCGAGCAAAUCAACAUCACCAGAGGAGGCCUGAGGGACACCUACCGGGCCUUGCAGGUCCACUUCCACUGGGGGGACCUUAAGAGGAAUGGCUCCGAACACUACAUUGAUGGGAUACAGUAUCCCAUGGAACUGCAUAUCGUACACAUGAACAUCAAAUGCAAAACCAUCAAUGAAGCUAAGCAACAUCCAAAUGGGUUCGCUGUCCUGAGUUUUCUGUUCAAGGUAGCAGACACUGAUAACACUAAUUACAACACUGUCGUUGCCAGCCUGAGAAACAUCACUCGUGCAGGAGAAUAUGUUGACAUGGCAUCCACCUUCUCCUUGAGCAAUCUUCUCCCCAGCUUAGCUUCCUUGUCCAAAUAUUACCGUUACAAAGGAUCUCUCACCACACCAAACUGUGAUGAAGCGGUCACCUGGACAGUAUUUGAAGAGCAGAUCCCCAUCAGCAGAUCUCAGCUGAAUAUAUUUGUGGACACCACGUACUUCAAAAGUUCAGCUGGCACACCACAGAAAAUGGUCAACAACUUCCGUCCUUUACAGCUUCUUAAUGGCCGCACGGUCUAUGCUUCCCGUGAUGCCACCAUCAGUGGCGGCUCUUCUCUUGUUGCCAGUGUAUUUCUUCCUCUGCUCUUGUCUUGUUUGGUUGGCCAAUUCUCUGGCUCCUCCUAGCUGUCUGAGCGAAUGGCCGGGCUCAGUCAUGAAUCCAUUAUAGAUCUGUGGUACCUUCCUAGGUGUGGUUCUUCAGUGUGACGCUUCCCUAUCUGAGCUGAGCGAGGCACAAGUCCAAAAUCGUGGGGUGUUUGAUUGAUUUAUGAGAAAAAGCUCAGGGACAAUUGUAUUGCAAUCAAAGGCGUCCGAUUCAUGACUGCCACCGUAAAUGGGACCAACAAUGAAACAAGAUAGGUGGAAAGCUUUCACCUUGGCCAACGGAUGAGUGGUCCUCAUGCCAAGCAGAAGAAUGACACACAAGGCACCUUCUGCCAGCAUGGGAAAGGAAGGUCUGAAAUUAUGUAAAUUGAAGUUCUAAUGAAUAAAUUCAGAGUUCUUAAUUUUUCCACGACGAGGCUGACUCAAUUUCAUUCGUCCCAACCGCCAGCUUAGACUACUUGCCGCACCAGAAUUGAAUCUCUGGAAACAAAACAAUCAAGAGGGUUGCUGUUCUACUUUUUCAUCAGGGUCACUGGGGCAGUGGGGAGGGGGGUCCCCUCUCUGCCACCUAAACAUCCAUUCCAAGAAAAGCCAAGAUCAGUAACAAACUUCAUAACAAAUAAUGGGGGGGAUCAGAAACAAACUUCAUAACAAAUCUGAGUUGAAUCCCAUCAAAACCACCGUAAUCUACCUUAGGGACCUAUCACUCAAAUUGUAGACACUGCCACAGGGGCAGAGCGUCCUCUAGGAGAGUCCCAAAACUCAAGAUGGGGGCCACAUCGUCACAUGUUGAAAAAAAGGGUGGGGCUUCCUUUACACGAACGGAGGUGAGGUGCAGGCAACCAAAAUCACUCGCAAACAGUCUCAAGCAGGAACUUUAUCGCUGUUCACCUAUGUUACAAGAAUGUCACCAAACUGACUGCAUUUCCUGGAGAAUUGGUCAUAUAAGGCUUCAGGAGUUCUGGGGAGGCCAGGCCUUUGCUGCUUUCUGCAUUGGAAGGACUUCUCUUAACACUUCCUUCCAGUUUAGAGGGAGAUGAUGGACGUAGAAAGUUCUUCCAGACGUAUCUGGAGAUGAAUCGAAGCUGGCUUGGCUUGAUUUGAAUGAACCCUAAGGCCUUGUUCCUAAGUAGGGCUAUUCUCCCUAUAAUCCUACCUUCUCUCUGGCUUUUUCUUCCUCCCUUAAAAUGGGAAAUAAAUCACAUUAUGCCACUGGGCUUGAGUUAGUUGAUGAGAGACCUGGGGGUGGUCCUCCAGCUGUGGUGAGACUCCAGAGCCUAUCCAGUGGUGGAGGAUGCUAGCUUUUGUAGUUCAGCAGCAUCUGAAACCAUUUCAGAUUCCUCCUGAGGCUGUAGAGAAAUCUAAGGUUGUAAUUGCCUUGUUUUAACGCACUGUAUUGAUACUGUAGACGUGUAUGAAGCGCUGUCGUGAUCCUCUAGGGAUCCUUUCGCCAGUCGCCUCCUUCGAGGGCUGAUAUAAUUCACUCCAUCGCUGAAAUUCAUCGCCCUUCUUGUGGGCAACUCAGCUCUUCUUUGCAGCUCAGUUUUCAAAGGGGUUUUGAGCGCAAAAAUCCCACGGGGGGGGGGGGACGAACCAAUCUAUAAAUCAACCCCUCCUCCUACAACCCGCUGCAUUACCGCUCAGGAAAUAAGAGAAGCCAGGCCUGCUGAGUUGUUGUUUUUUAUUUUUAUUUUUCUAGAAAUAGCAGACCUAUUAAGAAGAGACAUCCACAUCCCUUUCUCUUGGUCUUAAUUAUAGAUUUAAAUUUAGCCCCAAGGAAAACGUGGCUAAAGUUAGCUUUGGGAAAGGCCAUUGCCUUCCUCUUCUGUUUUUUUACACAUGAGCAAAAAACAAACGCUUGUGCUUUAGGGGGUCUUCUAUCAGGCUGUUUUGAUUUAUGGAUUGCUAAGGGGUGUGUGUGUGUGUGUGUCCAAAUUCUGUUGAAAUUCUAUCCUGUAAAUGGGAUGUGGCUUGAAAGCAUGGAGAGGACUAGUUUGUGUUCUACAGAUAGUCAUCGAUUUUAAACCCCUAUGUUUAGCGACCAUUCAAAAUUGCAAUAGGACUGAAAAAAAAA
Molecule: messenger RNA, 3518 nt
Organism: Crotalus tigris (Tiger rattlesnake)
Lineage: Eukaryota; Metazoa; Chordata; Lepidosauria; Squamata; Viperidae
Product: carbonic anhydrase 15-like
Exons: 8
Coding region: 494-1465 (323 amino acids)
Cellular component (GO): plasma membrane
Molecular function (GO): zinc ion binding; carbonate dehydratase activity
Source: RefSeq, a predicted model, not a curated record